GCUAUACUUACCAGGAACGACCAUCUAUUUUUUUCUUUUCCAGUAAUUUUCGCCGUCUCGGAUUCAUUUCAGUGCAUUCCUACGCAGCCUUUUUCUUUCUUUGUACCUCAGCUCUUUAGUGCUGUAAAAGUAUGCGACCCUCUGUUACUUCUCCCGCCGUGCGCAACCUUUCUCGGCUUUGUAUCCGGUGUCAACUCCGAGUUCGCCGAGCUUCAACUCUUGUGCCUUCGCAUCGACCGUUUGUAGCAGCGACGCCCACGCGACAUCAUGUAGCUCUCGCAGCGGCGGUUCGGGGCCCAGCAACGAACGCCCGUGCCGCAUCUGGUGCCGCGCAACCCGAGCAAGAACCGGCCCCGUCCGGUGCACCACCCUCGACACAUUAUGACCUCUUUCCUGAGACGCUUCCCGAUGGUCCUCCUCCGGCAGGACACUUUCCUAUCGAUACCCGCGCUUUGCGCCGUGAGUUUCUCCGUCUGCAAGCCCGGGCUCAUCCGGAUAUGCAUCCUGCUCAGGAUAAAGCUCGUGCCGAGGCCAUGUCAGCGCUCAUAAACGAGGCUUAUAAGACGCUGUCUAACCCUCUUCUGCGAGCACAAUAUCUACUCUCUCUUCGAGGUGUCGACGUCGCCAACGAUGAAACCCUCAAGGUGGAAGAGCCAGAACUAUUAAUGCUUGUGCUUGAGGCGCGCGAGGAGAUUGAGGAUGCCGAGCGUGAGGAGGAUCUUGACGAACCUCGUGCCGCGAACGAUGCGCGCAUUGCGGAGAGUGAACAGGUACUCGAGCGCGCAUUUCAGCAUGAUGAUAUCGAGGCCGCGAAGCAUGAGGCCGUUCGUCUGCGCUACUGGGUCAAUAUCAAGGAAAGUUUGGAUAACUGGGAGAGGGGCCAGCAUGUUGUGCUGCAGCAUUGAAUGAUCAGCGAAACGACAAAGUACUAGCGGUAUUGCGCACCACCUAGGUUCUUGACAUGAUUAGAUAAAUAAGUGAUCAGAUUUGAUUGAUGUGUCAUGAGCGCUGUUUUAAAAGACACUCGCAUGGGUUUAAUCCACGAGGGCAUCUUACGAUGGGAAUGGGGCUUGGCCUGGAGUUUCCUCUUGGCAUGAGGUACUUGGGGUAUCAAGCAAGCAUUUCGUCAUUCGACUAGGGAGUGGGCUGAUGUUCAUCAACCUUAGAUCGAAGAUAUGCAACAUUUAGCAGGGGUUUGGGACCUUUCUUUGUCCUGCAACCUCAAGAUGAACCCGAGGCUAAGGCGAGUUUGCCUGCCUUGGUGACUCUCUUUGUAUAUCACUGCAUGGUUACCGCAAUAGUUAGAUAGUAGAUCCCGAUUCUCUACUAAAAUCAAUGACUGGAAGGUCAUGCAACAAAUAACUUCAGCUUAAAGCU
Fusarium redolens is the source of this 1377-nucleotide messenger RNA. RefSeq lists its product as uncharacterized. Gene Ontology annotation, cellular component: mitochondrion. Lineage: Eukaryota; Fungi; Ascomycota; Sordariomycetes; Hypocreales; Nectriaceae. The transcript has a single exon. Bases 132 to 905 code for a protein of 257 amino acids. The record is from RefSeq and is a predicted model, not a curated record. Gene Ontology annotation, biological process: [2Fe-2S] cluster assembly; protein complex oligomerization. Gene Ontology annotation, molecular function: protein-folding chaperone binding; ATPase activator activity.